ACAGUGACAGUGAAAAUUUUCAAUUUGAUGUAAUUGAUGAACAAUAUCCAGUACAGGUAAUGUUACAAUUAAUGGAAUUUGAGCAAAUAAGUAUAAGUGGUGAAUGUGCUAGUCAUACUUGCCGACAAGGAGGGCACAAUUCAACCUGGUUGGGUUGAAAGCAUAGACGGAUUUUCAUAUUUUGCUCUGGGUGGGUGCCAAACAUUUAGGGGGGAGGUGAGUGACGGGGCACACAGUGCUGCCGAACAAGCUGCAGCAGGGGCCUGGGGCACAGUUACUAGUGGGGGUAAGGGGGCAAAGCCCCCAGGAAAUUUUGAGUCUUAUGUACAUAGUUCAAAAUCUUUAUUUUAAUCACACUAUACUGUCAUUUAUCCCAAUGAGCAUUUAAUUUUUUUUGGGGGGAGAUGGUGCAAAUUUCUCUAGGUAGGGUGGAAAAACUUUUUUGGGGGGUGCAAAAUAUUUUGGGGGGUGCACACCCCAUGGUCGGAAGUGCCUUAUGCCCAGGCUUUGGUGGUUCAAAUCUUCAGAGCAAUGCUUUUCUUUUCUAAGAUUGUGGAUUUGACUCCUCACUCCUGCUGCGUACUCAUCACACUUAUGUGAAAAGAGUUUAGUAAAGGAUCCAUGAUCAGCCAUUAAAUAAUGGAUCUUGGAAUUGCGGGGGGGGGGACUGCCAGUAUCAACCAUACUGCACUUUGUCCCAUUUUAUUUGAUUGCAGGGAGAAAGACAUUCACCAUUUACUUUAGAUGAUGAUGGUCAACUCUCUGCUGAUAUCCCACGUAAUAAUAGGUAAUUAUGCUUAUUCACAUAUUAUCCCACAGGUCUGCACAUUUUCAAUAGGAAAAUAACUUUUUGCUUUAUUGUUUCUUAUAAUCGUGUUAUUAUAGGUCUCCUAAAUCGAUUCUUUCGCGACAAGGAAGUACUGACCACAGCCGUUUUGAACAAAUUUUGGUAACAAACUAAUGCUAAUAUUUUAUUUAGAAUAUUUUAACUAUUUAUUAGACAAUUUAUAGAACUGUGUAUUACUGUUGGUUUCUCAGUAAGCAUUUCAGGACAUAUAUCAAAUGGUGCCGUCAGGGUCGCCGAAAGGUUGGCGGGGGCCCGGGGCAAAUUUUUUUUUAGGGGCCCCUAUCUAAAAAUUUUUUUCCAGAGAACAACCUCCCCCCUCCAUCCCCCCCCCCGUCGCCAAAAAAUUUUCGGUCAGUGUACCAUUUUAGGGGUCAAAAAUUUUUUCCAGAGUACAAAAUUUUUCCGGACGAGUACGUUGCAAUUGCUUUCGAGGGACUUUAUCUCAUUUUUUCAUGCCAAAAUUCGGUACUUAGCCCAAAAAAACAGAUCUCUUGUCCUUUGCGCGGAAAUAUUAUUUAACACACAAAAAAGGCUGGGGCCCAACAAAAAUUUUUCAGGGGCCCCCAGCAACUUGGGGCCCGGGGCAAUUUGCCCCCCUGCCCCCCCCCCCUCUCUGCGGCCCUGGGUGCCGUCAAUUUCAGAAAUGUUGACUGUCGAAACAUAUAGUAAGAUUCAACAAGCAAAUUUAAACAAAAUCUUUUUCUGUUAUAAAUAUGGAUGAAUGUUCAUUAUUUAAUAGUCCCAUCCGAUUUUUUUUUGCACAUUGUUUGGAAAGAUGAUGUGCAGUUUUCACUGUUUGGUCCAUGCAGAAUGGUGUGCACAUUGCACAUGCACUGUUAAUUUGAACCCGGCCUGCAUAUAAUGAAAGUAAUUGACAAUAUUUUCUCACUAUGAUAACAGCCAGUUGACCAACAUUUAUGCUGAUAGUGACACCACCUAUUUUAAGUUAUCUCCAUAUAAAAUUUUAGAGAGGAACAAAGAAUUAUGAUAAAAUAUCAGACAUACCAUAUCAUGUUCGAGAGGAGGUGAAAGACUCCCUUAAUACAAUAAAAGAAAGCCGAAAUGACUGGCGUGGUGUGGCUUCAAGGAUGGGUGUAGAAUCAUUAACCAUAGAAAAAAUUAAAAAAGAUUUUAAAGAAGAUCCAACUCACAAGGUUUUCGAAGAGCUCUCCAACCACAAAAUCACGAAACUUCUUCAAGUUUUAUAUGAAAUGGAAUGUCAUGAUGUGUUAAACAUUUUCUAUGAUAAUUUUUGUAUUAACAUAUCAGGUAGUUUGUUGUUAUGUAAAAACUUUCCAAAACCUCUGACUCUAAUAAGGACAUCUCUUUAGCAUGAACACCACUCUUACAAGACUAUUAUAAUUAAUAUCUUUUUGUGCCUGCGAGCAAAAUUCAAAAUGUGCCUGCAAAUUGCAUCUUAUUUAAAUUAUGUGACCUAAAUAGGUAACUUAAAAAGUCAGAAUCUUAAAAUGUGCUGACCUGCGAAAAUUCAAAAGGUGGCUGUGAGUGGCGCUCCCAUGCUUGUGCAUUUUAAUGAUACAUGCUUUCUAAUACAUCUCUCCAAUAUAGACAUCUUUCCGAUACAGACACCUCUCUAAUAAAGACAGAUAUCUUUCUAAUACAUACAUCUCUCCAAUACAGACAUUCUUCUAAAUAAAUACAGACAUCUUUCUAAUACACAUGCUCAUCUCUCUAAUACAGGCAUCUCUCGAAUACAGACACCUUUCUAAUAUAGACAUCUUUCUAAUAUGAGAUCUCGAAUCCGACAUUUCUCUAAUAUAUAGACAUCUCCCCAAUACGAGCACCUUUUUAAUAUGGAUACUUUGCUUUGUUUCUUCUGUGUUUGUAUUAAAGAGGUUCAACUGUAGGUUAUGACGAAACUUUCAGCAUGCAUUAUAGUCAUCUGCUAGGUUAUACUUACUGCCCCAGGUUAAUAAUUAUAGGAACAAGCAAAUUGACUGCAUUUCUCAAUUUCAUUUAUCAUCAAAUACAAGAUUAUAUACAUUCUAUAACAAAACAAAUUAACAGUAUUUCAACACUAUGUUGUGUGCUAGUGCUGAAAUUCACCUCAAAAUUUAUAAACUGUUAAGGAUGGGUUAUUUUUGUAUUUGUAGAUACUGGAGCAGGUGUAGGCAUAAAUAGAGAAAAAUAUCAAGUCUCAAAAUCCCACAGCCACGAACCAACUCCUGAUAGUGGUAUUUCAUCUGCUGUUAGCUGGUAUUGAAGAUUUCUGGAUUUAUUUUUAGUGAUCCAUAAGGAAUUUAGCUAACCAUGCCUAUAGGCAUAUAGUAAUUGAUUAUUGUUGCUCUCUAUGAAACACACUGAAAAUUGAAUGACUUAUUUUACGUUUUCUACAGUGAAUUCAAUACGAGUCCCUUCAAUACACAGAAAGGUAAUAUACAAUCAUUGUUUAAGUUAUUCUAAAAUUGCAUGGACAGUCCAUGUAUAUAUAUUUAGCCAUUAAUCGUAACUUUUCUACUCAGAUCCUGGGAUGCCCGAAAAUGUAGAGGUAAGGAGCUCGUAUAUGAAAUAAUUAGGCUUUAUAGUUUUUAGCAAAAAUUAAAUAAUGCCUGCUUAGUUUUAGACGACCGGCCAACUCUCUGAAAAUUGCACUCCGAUUGCAUUUUUUGUUACAAGCUGCCAACUGAGAAAUUUAUUGUAGUUUAAACAUUGGUGAACAAGACUAUAUAUGAUGGCACCUCUGAUUUUGGCUGUAUACAAUUAUAGACAAAAAUUUGAGAAUUUUAUAAUUUUGCCUGAUAAAUUUCUAUAUGUUGACUAAAAAUGCAAAAUUUCUAGUUUACUUUUAACAAAAAUAAUCUGUACCAUUAGAAAGUUUGCAGAAAAGUAUAUACAUAUUAUAAUGAUUGACCGAUAAUCGGCAUCAGGCCGAUUUUUGCUUAUCAGUAGACAAUCGGAGUCGGUAGAAUUAUCUGUAUUUCCGAUUGUGUAAAACCGAUUGUUGAGAAAAUACACUAUAUAAAAAUUAUAUGCAUUGCACGUUGAUCACGUUGCGCUUUAACGGCAUAUGUUAAAUUAAUGCGUAAAGCGUGUAAAUUUUGUAAUGGUUUUAACGAUCUUUGGUUGCAGUAACAUGUUAAGUUGGAAAUUAUCGUUAAAAAAUCGACAUGAAAUAACGUUACCUUCACUCGGUCGACCGAUAUUAUGACGUCAUAAAAUCGGUAUCGGGUUAGAUUUGUCCGAUUGUUGCACAAUCGGUCAAUCACCAAUAUAUUAUAAGACAGUUAAGCAUGUAUUGCGAAUUUUUAAGCCGGUUUAGAGUUGAAGGAGCUUAAAGUUGGAAAAAUAGGAACUAUACAGAUUACAGUAUUAACGUAUAAAUCAGUGCAUUUUCUUCAUUUUUGAGCGUUAAAAAGUAAAAACUUGAAAUCAGCAAAGAAAAUCAUUUUCUCGAUCGCUUAAAUGUCUUAUACAUACUUUGUUGCAAACUUUCUAAUGGUACAGUUUAUAUAUGUUUGUUAAAAGUGAACUUGAAAUUUUGCAUUUUUGUCAACGUAGUACUUUAAUAGUCAAAAUUCUCAAAUCAUAGUUGCCAACAUAUAUAGUCUUGUUCAUUAAUGUCUAUACUCUAUGAGAAUGUCAGUUGGCAAAUUGUAAAUUUUCAGAUUUUGGCCAGCCGUUUAUUCGGUCUUAAUUUUCUUACCUAGCUUACCUACAUACCUCACUAUCUACCUCACCUACUUCUAUCUAUACCAAUUAUGACUGGGAAAGUUUUCUUUUCAUUUUUUAGAGUACGACUGCCUCACAAUCACCACACUCCAGGUAAUUUCUUUUUCAUAUUUUAUAUAUAUAUAUAUAUAUAUUAGCGACAAUUACAUAUACUAAAUUAGCAUUUUACUUUAUCUUUUAGACCUAAGGCUGGUUUUGGGGCUAAACAGAACACAGACGAGGAUUUUGGUUAGCAAUUUAUGCACUUAUGAUUAAUAUGAUAAUUUAACAUUCAAUCUAUCUGUUUCAAUUACUACUUAUGCAUAUAAAACAGUAUAGAAAAAGCGCGACUCAUUUUUAGAAUACCAGGUAUUGACAAUUUAAUUAAUAUGCACACUGUUGCACUGGAAAAAAAAGUGAAAUCCAUACUACUAAAUUUGCACCACUAAAUCCAUAGUAUAUGCAUCCUAUUUCCAUACUAUAUCCACACUAUGGAAAUAUACAAUUAUUAUGGAUAACCAAAAUCCAUUCUAUUUCCAAUAAAGGUCCAUACAAUUUCCACUCUAUAACCUUCUAUGGAUUUUCAAACUUUUUUCCAGUGUUGUUGAAUUUACCUAGACUAUUUCCAAUUCUGACAAAAUAGUAAAAUCGAGACAAAAUUAUUAACUUGAAGGGGACAUUUCAACACAUCUCAAAAUCAUUUUGAUUUUAAUGUGAAGACAGAAGAAUAGACAGUAUAUUUGUACAUGAAUAUAUAUAUAUAUAUAUACAUUAGUGUACACAUAAAAUAUAUACAUCUACUUUAUUGUACAUACUCUAUAUAUGCCAAACUUGGAAUGAUUAGUAGAUAACCAACUUUUACCAUUUCUUUAGUCUCGGAUGAAAUUUUUGAUGGAUUUAUUUGUUAUGCGAAAGAAGACAGACGCUUUGCGUAUGAGAUACUCGCGCGUUUGGAAGCUCCUCCGUAUUGUCGUAAAAUUUGUAUCGACUUCCGUGACUGCGUACCAGGAGAUUGUCGAUUGGAUCAAACAGUCAAAAUAAUAGAACAUCGAUGUAAACAUAUGGUUGUUAUUUUGUCACCAAAUUUUACAAGUUCUUCAAAUACUGGUUUCCAAGUCAGGAUCGCGUUGAAUUUAUCUCCAGGCAAGUCUGACGUACAGCAUUAA
Paramuricea clavata is the source of this 5682-nucleotide messenger RNA. The record is from the annotation of a GenBank genome assembly. NCBI's taxonomy places the organism in Eukaryota, Metazoa, Cnidaria, Anthozoa, Malacalcyonacea, Plexauridae.